Saccostrea echinata is the source of this 996-nucleotide messenger RNA. Its product is annotated as apolipoprotein L6-like. Gene Ontology annotation, cellular component: extracellular region; membrane. The record is from RefSeq and is a predicted model, not a curated record. Bases 86 to 778 code for a protein of 230 amino acids. NCBI's taxonomy places the organism in Eukaryota, Metazoa, Mollusca, Bivalvia, Ostreida, Ostreidae. Gene Ontology annotation, biological process: lipid transport; lipoprotein metabolic process. The transcript is spliced from 2 exons. Gene Ontology annotation, molecular function: lipid binding.
ACCGCGACCACGUUUCGUUUGAGAGUGUCAAUCCAUAGGAUACAGUCUCCAGAGAAAAAACUUUGUUUUAUAUUUGGCCAAAGAAAUGGCAGAAGAAGAGAUAAAAAGAGUUUGCAGGGAAUGGAUGUCAGCACGCAAAAAAACAAUUCGCGAGCUACGAAGACUGGCAGAUGAUAUAAACGCCAUUACUAAAGACAGCAGAAUUGCGAGAGUAGCUGGAGCUAGCACAUCUGUGCUUGGGGGAAUAAUAGCUACAGGAUGUCUCAUAGCGGCACCAUUUACGGGGGGUAUUUCACUGCUGCCAGCAGUAGCAGCCGGAGCAUUUGGGGGUGCAGGAGCUGUUGUUACAAUUGGCACCAGUAUUGCAAAAACCUUGCUUGAAAACGGAAAAAUAACAGAGGUUCAACGGUAUCUUGACGAGGACAAGAAGUUCACAGAAAUUCUUAUUUCAGACCUUCAAAAAUAUGCCGAAUAUACCGAAGCCGCUUUAAAAGGAACGAGAGCAAUGACGGCAGGAGCAAAGUUUUUGAUUAGACUCGCUGGGGUAGGAGGAGAAGGAGGGGCACAAGGCUUAAGGUUUAUUGCAAGAUUUGGCAAAGCGAUCGGCAUCGUCCUAUCAGUUGCAAUUUUACCGUUCGAUAUCUAUGAGCUUGUGAAAUCUGCCAUCGAUAUCCACAACAAUAAUCCCUCUGAAGCUUCAAACGAGGUGCGGAAGAUAGCCUCCCAACUUGAGGGAGACUUAAAAAAAAUAGAGCAAGCAUACAGAGAAUCCUUUUGAAAAAGCAGAUUGACGUUUCGAAUGCUAACAAUAAGUACGAACAUCAAUACCGAUUAAUACAUUAAGAUUGUGUUCGCUUUUUUGUAGAAUUAAUACACACACUAAUAUCUAUCUAUCUAUCUAUCUAUCUAUCUAUCUAUCUAUCUAUCUAUCUAUCUAUACGUAUAUAUUGUAAUAUAUGUAUCUACACGGAUUCAGUGAAAUGGAAAGAGCUGCUU